Megalops cyprinoides (Indo-Pacific tarpon) is the source of this 1277-nucleotide messenger RNA. RefSeq names its product annexin A1a (gene anxa1a). Gene Ontology annotation, biological process: gliogenesis; positive regulation of interleukin-2 production; positive regulation of T-helper 1 cell differentiation. Gene Ontology annotation, molecular function: phospholipase A2 inhibitor activity; calcium-dependent phospholipid binding; cadherin binding involved in cell-cell adhesion. The transcript is spliced from 13 exons. The record is from RefSeq and is a predicted model, not a curated record. Gene Ontology annotation, cellular component: cytoplasm; plasma membrane. NCBI's taxonomy places the organism in Eukaryota, Metazoa, Chordata, Actinopteri, Elopiformes, Megalopidae. The coding region runs from base 37 to 1131 and encodes 364 amino acids.
GUGGCUCGCUCACUAUAUAUACCCGUAUAAAACUUUAUGAAUGUUCCCUGUCUAACGCUCCACGAAAGCCAUUCUAACAAAAACCGGUCCCUCCUCAGAGCCUCCAGAAUGUCCUUCAUCACGGAGUUCCUCAAGCAGACUGUGUAUUUGGGGAUGCCUGAUGACUCAGCCAGUCCCUCAUAUCAAGGCACGGUGUCAGCCUACCCACAAUUCAGUGCUAGUGGUGAUGCUGGUAUCCUGGACAAGGCCAUCAAGGCCAAAGGAGUAGACGAGAACACCAUAAUCGACGUUCUGGUGAAGAGGAGCAAUGCCCAGCGGCAGCAGAUCAAAGCGGCCUAUCAGCAGGCCAGUGGCAAGUCUCUGGAUGCAGCUCUGAAGUCAGCCCUGAAGGGGGAGCUGGAGGAUGUGGUGCUGGCCUUGCUGAAGACUCCCGCCCAGUACGACGCGGAGCAGCUCAAGCUGGCCAUGAAGGGUUUGGGUACAGAUGAGGACACCCUCAUUGAAAUUCUGGCCUCUAGAACCAACAAGGAGAUCAGAGAAAUAAAGAAGGCCUACAAGGAAGAAUACAAAAAGGAGCUGGAAGAUGACAUCAAGUCUGACACUGGAGGAGACUUCAGAACUGCUCUGCUUUCUCUUUGCAAGGCUGCCAGGUGUGAGGAUAACAUCAUCAAUGAGGAUCUUGCAGACAACGAUGCAAGAGCUCUGUACGAGGCGGGAGAGAAGAGGAAAGGAACGGAUAUCUCUGUCUUCAUCAACAUCCUCACCAGCAGGAGCGCCCCACAGCUCCGCAAAGUGUUCGAGAGGUACUCCAAGUACAGCAAAGUGGACGUUUCCAAAGCCAUUGACCUGGAGCUGAAGGGCGACAUCGAGAACCUUCUGACUGCUGUCGUGAAGUGUGCUGGGAGCAAACCUGCAUUCUUUGCUGAAAAACUCUACCUGUCAAUGAAGGGAUCUGGAACAAGAACUAAAAUUCUCACCAGGAUCAUGGUGAGCCGCUCUGAGGUGGACCUGAAGAGGAUAAAAGAUGAGUACAAGAAGAACUAUGGAAAAACCCUCUACCAAGACAUUCUGGAUGACACCAAGGGGGACUACGAGAAAAUCCUGCUGGCUUUGUGUGGCAGUGAGAACUGACCUGCCUUCGACUGGGAAUAAAGGAAGAAAAACGACAAUCAUACUCAGCUUUUCUAAUGCACAAAAUAUGUACAGUACAUUAGUAUGUGGUAGUGAAGUCUGUAUGACUUGAGUUCUUAUGUGCGAAUAAAGCUCUUUGUAUUAAU